This is a messenger RNA of Lipotes vexillifer (Yangtze River dolphin), 528 nucleotides long. Its product is annotated as testis-specific Y-encoded protein 1-like. The record is from RefSeq and is a predicted model, not a curated record. The transcript has a single exon. The coding region runs from base 1 to 528 and encodes 175 amino acids. NCBI's taxonomy places the organism in Eukaryota, Metazoa, Chordata, Mammalia, Artiodactyla, Lipotidae.
AUGGUGAGUGAGGCGGGGUCUGGGGAAGGCAGCGCUGCCCAGGGACGCUGGGUCAUCCUAGUUGUGGGAGGGGGUGCUCAGGAAGCAGGGGCCCGCGGGUCCCCAGGUGCGGUGGGGGAAGUGGGUACAGCACGGACACUAUCUGGUGGGUCAAGCAAGGAGGCCACCAUCUUCAGGGUGGAGGUCGUGCAGCAAGGCGUGGCCCUGGAGGAGGGAGAGGUGGUGGGGAUCCGGGAAGAGUUAGGGCUGCUGGUGGAGGACAUCUUGCAAGUGGUGGAGGUGGUGGCGGAGGAGGAGCAGGAGGAGAUGCAGGUGGAGGAGCGGGAGGAGAAGCCCCAGGAGCAGGGGCAGGAAGAGCCAGAGCUGGGACCAACGACUGCCCGGCCCCUGCUGGAGGCACUGGGGGCCCUGCAGUUAGAGCUGAGCACUCUGAAUGCCCAAGCCAGCAGGGCAAGCGCAAGAUCAGUCAGAGGUGGAAUCCUCAGUUGGAUCGCAGAAGGGCCAUCAUCCAGGGCAUUCCUGGCUUAA